Messenger RNA from Phytomonas sp. Hart1, 953 nucleotides. Lineage: Eukaryota; Euglenozoa; Kinetoplastea; Trypanosomatida; Trypanosomatidae. The record is from the annotation of a GenBank genome assembly.
GAUUACAGAUUAGCCGAUUACUAGUCGAUAGUUUAUAUUCUUAUACACAAAAAAAAAACAUAACAAAACACACACACACUGACUAACUUUUAAAUGCCGCCUAAACGUCAGGUAUUGAAAAUCAUCAUUUUGGGAGAUAGCGGUGUUGGGAAGACCUCGCUGAUGCAGCAGUAUGUCAAUCACAAGUUUGACAACCGCUACAAAGCAACGAUCGGGGCGGACUUCCUUAGCAAGGAUAUCGAAAUCAACGGCCAGGUCGUAACGCUGCAGAUCUGGGAUACGGCCGGGCAGGAACGCUUCCAGUCACUUGGCUCGGCGUUCUACCGGGGGGCGGAUGCCUGUAUUUUGGUGUUUGACGUCACCCAGUCCGAAAGCUUUGCGCACCUGGGCUCUUGGCUUGAGGAAUUCAGCAUCCAGGCGGGGUGCCGUGAUAGCGUGCUGAUUGGCAACAAAACUGACCUGAAUGAGCGCCGACGGGUAUCAACCAAGACGGCGCAGAUGUGGUGUGCGAAGCAAAAUAUGAACAACAGCACCGGCUCGAAUAUCGACUCGUGCGAGAUGAAGUAUUUCGAGGCAUCUGCCAAAGAAAAUAUAUCUGUGGAUGAUGCUUUUUUGGCCGUUUCAACUGCCGCGUUGGCAAGGAAAGUGGCCACCGAAGAGGAGAUGGUGGAACGACCGGAAACUAUUGUUUUGUCUUCCAACAGAAUAGAAGAAGAACCCCGCUCGCUAUGUAAUUGCUGAAAAUAUAGAAAAAAAAUGCCACCUAUAUUUUAUUUACUUAUUCAUACCUAGUUGUUUAACACAUAAUCGAUGGUGAAAGAAGAAAAUCAAAGUAUAAACGGAAAAUGUGGUAUGCUAAUAUCGAAAAGAGUUUCUAUAAAAUCUCUUCAAUCGUUUAUUUUUUUUAUGUGUGUGUGUGUGUGUGUGUGUGUAGAGGGAUGAGACAAGUAACA